Messenger RNA from Hordeum vulgare subsp. vulgare (domesticated barley), 1783 nucleotides. RefSeq names its product tRNA dimethylallyltransferase 9. Gene Ontology annotation, biological process: tRNA modification; cytokinin biosynthetic process. Gene Ontology annotation, molecular function: tRNA dimethylallyltransferase activity. NCBI's taxonomy places the organism in Eukaryota, Viridiplantae, Streptophyta, Magnoliopsida, Poales, Poaceae. The coding region runs from base 275 to 1624 and encodes 449 amino acids. The record is from RefSeq and is a predicted model, not a curated record. The transcript is spliced from 2 exons.
GCCAUAUGCUCCCAUAUCCACUUCGGUCUCCCUCCUGGCCAUGGCUAUCGCCGUCGUCGUCGUCUUGCCCGCCGCCGUAGCAGCAGGCCGGCGAGACCGGUGCUCGACCCUCCCGCUCCCCAUCCCAGCCACGUUAGCCCUCCAUUCGCCCGCUCUUCUUCCUCUCCCUCUUCUCUGAUCUCCCGCCAAUCCCGCGCCUUGGUUGGUUCCCUCCCCGCAAGCCCGCCGCUGUUUCGCUGGACUCAUCGCCUCUUUUCUCGGUGCCCGCUCUAUCAUGUGCUGUGAAAUGAGGCCGGGGUUUGGGUUUGGGUUCGGGUCCGCGCGGCGCGGCAUCUGGAGGACCUGGCCCGCCCUCUGCUCACGGAACCAGCAGCGCUUCGCGUCGUCUCUUGACGUCAUGGCUGCCACAAUGCCGGCACCAAACCAAGCAAGGAAGAGGAGCAAGGUCAUCGUGAUAUCAGGACCCACCGGCGCUGGGAAGAGCAGGCUCGCCUUGGAGGUGGCCAGGAGGCUCGGGGGAGAGAUCAUCAGUGCCGACUCAGUCCAGGUGUACCGCAGCCUCGACGUCGGUUCCGCCAAGCCGUCUGCUUCGGAGAUGAGCAUGGUGCCGCACCACCUGAUCGACAUCAUGCACGCGUGCGAGGACUACUCGGCUGGGAUGUUCUUCAGUGACGCGCGAAGGGCGACUCAAGAUGUUCUUGGCAGGGGCGCUGUGCCAGUUGUCGCAGGAGGGACUGGGCUGUACCUGCGGUGGUUUAUCUACGGCAAGCCAAAUGUUCCACAAUCGUCCUCCGACAUCAUAUCGAGUGUGUGGUCUGAGCUUGCUGGCUUUCGUGAGAGCGGUCGGUGGGAAGAAGCGGUGGAGCUCCUGCUCAAGGCCGGGGACUCUGAAGCUCGGGACUUAGAUACGAAUAACUGGGCCAGGUUAAGCAGAAGGCUCGAGAUCAUCAGGUCAUCAGGUUCCCCUGCAUCUGCCUUCACCUUACCAUACAGCUCAUUCCAGAAGCAGCAAGACACCAAGCUAACUGAUUCCCCAAGCGAUGAUGCAACCUGUGAAACGAAGGAACUGGAUUAUGACUUCCUAUGUUUUUUCCUCGCAUGUCCACGGGUUGAACUCUACAGAUCAAUUGAUUUGAGGUGUGAGGAAAUGCUGGUUGACACAGGAGGCCUUCUUUCAGAAGCCUCAUGGCUUCUUGAUAUCGGGCUGCAGCCAAAUAUGAACUCCGCGACCCGUGCUAUUGGUUACAGGCAAACCAUGGAGUACCUGCUGCAUUGCAGACAAAACGGAGGCAGUAGCUCCCCAGAGGAGUUCUUGGAGUUCCUAACCAAGUUUCAGCAGACUUCUAGGAACUUCUCAAGGAGGCAAAUGACCUGGUUCCGCAACGAGAAGAUUUACCAGUGGGUUGACGCGUCACAGCCUUUUGAAGAAAUAGUGCAAUUCAUCUGUGAUGCUUACAAUGGCUCUGAUGCAUUGGUGCUGCCUGAAUCUCUUGAAAUGAAAAGGGAAAGCUGCCUGCACACGAGCAAGGAUCUCAAAACCUAUCGUUCAGAGAACAGGGUGUUCCUUGGGCAUGAAGACUGUCGACACAUUUUGGAUUGGAUUAGGAGGACGCAGGGGAAGUGAGGUCUAGUUCUUGUCACUUCUCAUACUUUGUUUUGUUUCCACCAGAAAAUUUAUCCGGCUAUAGAAUUUUGCUUUUUGAGAGAUUACCACAGGAGUUUUCGGUUCAUUUUUGUCCUGUUUUCAUCAUAGAUUCAUCAUAUAAAAAAGGUGUUUUCUUCA